Molecule: messenger RNA, 3968 nt
Organism: Coregonus clupeaformis (lake whitefish)
Lineage: Eukaryota; Metazoa; Chordata; Actinopteri; Salmoniformes; Salmonidae
Product: myelin regulatory factor
Biological process (GO): protein autoprocessing; positive regulation of DNA-templated transcription; central nervous system myelin maintenance
Cellular component (GO): endoplasmic reticulum membrane; nucleus
Molecular function (GO): sequence-specific DNA binding; DNA-binding transcription factor activity
Source: RefSeq, a predicted model, not a curated record
GCUAGAAGACGGAGGGGAAGUUCAUCUACAAGGAGGCAGUCAAAUGCUGGAUAUUGACGUAAACGUUUUCCCGAAGACUCCAACUUGCGUAGCCAUCGCUGCAAUCAACAAGGCAACGAAAUAUAUACAAGAAGAAUCGAACAAAGUCGAAUAAUUGCUCUGGGACAUUAUUUAAUGAUGGAUUGAUCGUUUUUCCAACGCGGAAUUCGCGUUGUGCGACUUCUCUAUGGCUAUUUCUAAUUAGGCUACCACUGAAUGAGGUAUACUAAUUCUACCUGUUCAUUCUUGGGUGGAUUGUUUUUUUAGUUUAAAACGCUUGUUUUAGGUGUUGAUGAUUUAAAACAAAACAUUUAAUAUAUUUAUAAGGGCAUAAAAGGAACAAUAAAUUAAUUGUGUCAGGUGUCGCUCCUAAAACCAGAAAGGGAAUCUCUCUCUUCUUGACAAAGGAGUGGAUAUACGAGAGAUAAUAAUUCCACAUUAGGACUUGGACUACAGUUGCCACAGCAGAGACGUUUGGACACGCCGCCGGUCCGGACUGCGGGAUGUAUCUGUGAGAGUUGACCCGAUAUAACGCAACUGUUUCGGCCGGACUCAUUGGGAGGGGGAAGUUCAUGGAGGUUAUUAGUGGGACCCGCUAUGAUGGACGUGGUGGAUGAAACCGAAGCGUUACAGAGAUUUUUUGAGGGUCAUGAUAUUACCAGCUCCUUGGAGCCAGCGAACAUUGACACCAGUAUUCUGGAGGACUACAUCAGUAAGGAGGACGACAGCACUGACAUCUGUUUCUCUGAGGUCCACAGCGGUGCCCCAGGCCCUAACUCCUACUCAUCAACCCAGGCCGGAGUCUCCUCCGCUGGGACUCUGAGAUCCCCUAUCUCCCUACGUCAGGGAAACCCCCACCCGACACCCUAUCCCCCGCCCCCGGGCCUACUGAGACACAACAAUUACCCCUGCCUGGGGCAACAGAACCACCAGCAGAACCACCAGCAGCAGCAGAACCACGUCAAGCCUGAACACAGAGGUCACUACACACCGGGGACACUCCCUGAGUCCCCCCCAGACUCCAGCUCUGAGCCAUACUCCCCUCAGCAGGUCAAUGACACUCACAUGCUGAGGACCAUGACGCCAGAGAACAUGUGUCACAUGACCCCGCCACCGCUACACCCACACGGCCACGGCUAUCCCAACAUGCACCGGGACAUGUACCUGAAGCCCGAGCCAAUGAUCUCACAGUACCCUGUUGGCCCCACCUCCAGUGGGAGUGGACAGGACCUGCAACAGAGUCAGAUACUACAUCAACUACUUCAACACCCACAACAGCAGGGGCAAGAUGGGAUACCAGUCCACCAGACGAAGAAGAGAAAGCACUGUGAAUCUCCAAACAGCACCCUCAACUCUCAGAUCCUCACAGGUAUCAUCAAACAGGAGCCAGUAGACAUUGUUUCUGGCCCAGGUUUGAUGGCGGAUGCAGAUAACUCCUACCUGGACCCUAACUACCAGUGUAUAAAGUGGCAGCCGCACCAGCAGAAUAAAUGGACGCCGCUGUAUGACAUCAACUGCAAAGAGCUUCCGAUGCCCACCUACCGCGUAGACGCUGACAAGGGCUUCAACUUCUCCCUGGCAGACGACGCCUUUGUGUGUCAGAAAAAGAACCACUUCCAGGUUACUGUGUACUGCGGCAUGCUGGGAGAUCCCAAGUACAUCAAGACCAGCGAGGGCCUGCAGCCCAUAGACUGCUUUUAUCUCAAACUCAACGGGGUUAAGCUGGAAGCAAUGAACCAGUCCAUUAACGUGGAGCAGUCCCAGUCAGACCGCAGCAAGAGACCCUUCAAGCCAGUCCUGGUGACACUGCCCCCGGAGCAGGUUACCAAGGUAACGGUGGGACGACUACACUUCAGUGAGACCACAGCCAAUAACAUGAGGAAGAAAGGCAAACCCAACCCUGACCAGAGGUACUUCAUGUUGGUGGUGGCGCUGGAGGUCCAGGCCCACAGUCAGAGCUUCACCGUGGCGGCGCAGGUGUCCGAGAGGAUCAUCGUCAGGGCGUCUAACCCAGGUCAGUUUGAGAGUGACAGUGAGGUGCUGUGGCAGCGCGGCCAGCUGCCCGACUCCGUCUGCCACCACGGCCGGGUCGGCAUCAACACCGACCGGCCAGACGAGGCCAUGGUCAUCCACGGCAACCUGAAGGUCAUGGGCUCACUGGUUCACCCUUCCGACAUACGGGCUAAAGAGAACGUCCACGAGGUGGACACUACAGACAACCUGAAGCGGAUCAGUCAGAUGAGGCUGGUUCAUUAUCAGUACAAGCCUGAGUUUGCUUCCAGCAUGGGCAUAGACACCAACCAAGAGACUGGAGUGAUUGCUCAGGAGGUGCAGCAGAUCCUGCCUGAAGCCGUGAAGGAGGGCGCAGACGUGAUCUGCUCCAACGGAGAGACCAUCCCUAAACUACUGAUGGUUAACAAGGACCGUAUCUUUAUGGAGAACGUCGGAGCAGUGAAGGAGCUGUGUAAACUGACUGACAACCUGGAGACUCGUAUAGAUGAGCUAGAGCGCUGGAGCAGGAAGCUGGCCAAACUCCGCCGUCUGGACAGCAUGAAGAGCAGUGUCAGCGGAGGCACCACCAGCCAAUCAGGAAGCCAGUUCAGCAGGACAGGAAGUGGCCCUCUGAAGAAGAAGAAGACAGUCAAACCUGGGAGCAAGAGUCCGACUCCAGAGCAGGGCUGCAUCAGCCACAGGUUCAUGCAGGGGACCAUUCUGGCUCUAGUCAUCGUCAUGGCCUUCAGCGUCAUCUCCAUGUCCGUACUCUACGUGUUGACGCUGCACCACAGAGCCCACGUCUCUGAGAAGGACGGGUCCAGGUCUGCAGUGGGAUCAUCUAGAAGGGUGGCCUCCGGUCCUCUGUCCACCACCCCGACUCUUCAAGAUACAGUCCCACCCUCUCCUUCACUGUCCAAUCCUGCAGCUUGCUGCCCGCCUACAACUGCUACAAACAACCAAUCAGCAACUGCUCUGUCGCCAAGCAACAACCAAUCUACAUCGGAGCUGAGUAGUCCGGUACCAACGCUGGGCGGUAUCAACAAGAAGGCCAGGUCCAGGCCUAUGGACAAGGACGGACGCUAUCGGAACCGUCUCAGCCACACCUCCGCCCCCAUGUACCUGUCCAAGGCUAAGAGACCCGCCCCUGGGGGGGACCUGGGGGGCGUAGGUGGGGCCACCAACCGGCUGCCUGGACCGGGUGGGCCUGGAGGGCAGCAGACACUGCCCCUGCCUCGGAGACAACGCAGGGACAACACGCACAGCAGCGCAGAGGAGGAAGCAGGACGAAGAUCUUCUCCCUCCCUUAUAGAUCUGCACAUCCUGGAGACAGACCAACAGAUGUCAUCACACAACUGUCCACAUCCCGACAGCUGCAGCUAUACCGUAUCACUCUCAGCAAUCAACAACUCCUCCAUGUCGCAGAUCACCCUACACAUGACUUCCAGUGCCAGUGUGUGGGUCAGACAGUGUGGAGCCACCAGAGGACGUCUGUGUCCUGACCACACAGAGACAGAGCUCUAUGCCGGAGAGAAGAACGUCACCAAGGGGACAGAUCACCUGUGGUCAGUACCUGUACUGGCAUUCCAGGACGUCACCUAUCACUUCAGAGUGGCCCAGUCUAGUAAAGUGCGGUGUGGCGUCGAGGAGGAGAACGUAUCCGCCCCCACCACCACACCACCAUACUCGGACUAUCACUUCCUCAUUCAAAGCAGCUGCGCGUGAGAAGAGAGGGAAUUAAGCAUGCAAACUAGUGUGCUGCUUUGAAUCUAGCCUAUCCCCUGACUGACUCAGGCUUUCUUGAAGGGAUACUUCGGGAGUUUGGCAAUGAGGCCAUUUAUCUGCUUCCCCCAGAGUCGGAUGAACUGGUGGAUACCAUUUGUAUGUAUCUUCAUAUGUCCAGUAUGAAGGAAGAUAGAGGUAGUUUCGCGAGCCAA